CAGAAGAUUGGUCACCAAUGUUCAUCUGAAUUAUUCACAAUUCUCUCGCUCAAUUAUUGAAAAUAUGGCGGCAUUGGAUAAACCUGACUGGUUAACAGAUGAUUUCCUCAAGUCUUGCCUGGAAUCAGAUGGUGAACAAAUAACCCAAAACAUAAUAGAGAUAAGCCACUCUAUUGAGCACGCUGUGUCUCCAGGUAAUAAUUAUGGAAGUAUGAUGUUUCGAGUGAACAUAAUCUAUAAAAAACUGGGUAGCGAUUCUGAACACUCAUUGUCCUUAAUUGUAAAAGCACCGAUUGAGCAGAGUCAAUGUUCAGAAGAAGGCAAGAAACUUUCAAAUGAAGGAUGCAUGAUUGAACAAAGAUAUUACAGCGAAUUUAUCACCAACACUUUUGACUUGAUGAAACACAACAUUGUUCCAAAACACUACAAAUCACCACACCCUGGUUGUAUUAUACUGGAGGAUCUGAAAUCUUUGGGCUACGAGAUGGUUGACCGCCAUAAAAUGUUGGACUUCGACCACUGCCAGCUUUAUAUUAAGGCUUCAGCAAAACUGCAUGCUCUGUCAAUGGUCUUAUAUGAAACACGACCUGAAAUGUUUGAAACAGUUUUGAACCGGAGCCAAGAUUUGUUGGAACUUUAUGAAAAAAUUACAAGAUUUACGGUGUUGGGCAGUUUUCGCUGCAUGGCCACUUUCCUGGAAGGAAAGUCAGGUUGUGAAAAGUAUCUCAAUAUACUAAAAGAAGCAAUUGAUAACGAACUCUUUUUGGACAUUUUUGAGGAAAAUAACCAUUUAAAACCACCCUUUGGUAGCUCUGACCCAAAACGAUCCCUGGUGUGCCAACAUGAUGUUCAAGUAUGACAACAACGGAAACGUUAUCGAUAUAAAAAUAUUUGACUUUCAGCUUGUGGAACUCUCCCCUCCACUGAAGGAGUUUAUGACUUUUGUGUGGAUCUCUGCUGAUCAAAAUGUCAGAGAAACCAAGUUGAGUGAUCUUUACAAACUUUACUGUAAGUCAUUAAAGGCCAACUUAGCCGAACUAGGAUACCAGAAGAACAUUGUUUUAAGAGAUUUGGAAUCAGAAAUAGUCACUUGGAGUCCUCUAAUCCUGUAUCGUAUUUGUAUGAAUGUGCCUGUAAGUCUGGCUGACGAAAAGGUACAAUUAAAAGACUAUUUCAAUGGAAAUAUUUUGGAAAUGGAGUCUGUCAAAGAAAGUCCAGUCUACAAGACUGUGUUCGAGGGAACCACAUUCAACAAGUUAUAUCUAAAGUUCUUCCAGCAAAUUGACAAACUUGGAGUUUUUGAAAAUAUAAAGAAAAUGUUGGAUCAGGCAAAAUCAAAAAGGAACCAUGUAUAAUUUGUGGUAUUCAAGUACUUUUAGACGGGGACAUAUCUAUUUUAGAGACACCGUAUUUUGUUAAUGAUAUUUUACUAUUUAAAGACAAGUUCCGUAUUUCAUGGAAAUUUUUAUCAAAUAUUUAUUACUUACUCAUCAUUUUAUCAAGUUUUUAACAAGUUUUGUGUGUGUGUAAUAUGGAUAAAUCUUUCACAUUUAAUUAAGUUUGUUAAUUAAUGUUGUUUUACAUCUAAGGAUUAUGGUUUGUUCUUAGGUUUAUGGUUUGUUCUGAGGUUUAUGGUUUGUUCUCAGGUUUAUGGUUUGUUUUAAGGUUUUAAGGCCUUCACAUAUUUUUGUUGUAGUUUGUGUUAUCAUUUAUAGGCUUAGGUUGGUAAUAUAGGAUAUAUAUGAAUGUUGCGUAAUUUUAUAUAAUUUAUUAAAUAUUUUAAACUUUUAUCUUAGAAUGUAAGGUAUCAGUGUAAUUCAAGUCCAGCAAUGUUGCAAUUUCUGUACACAUAAAUGUACUCAUAAGCUCCUAUCUUACAGAUAAAUGUAUUUGACUUAAAACUAAAGUAACAAUUAGUCAAUUGUUGAAAGUGUGAUUGUUCUUCAAUGUGACACUUUAUUAAAAUUAAACCCUUAAAAGAUAUUAUGAUUAAAUUAUAAGUAAUUUAUCAGUCUGAAGAUACUCAAUUGAAAUAUAUUAUCCCAUGUCUAGUAACAAUUAGGACUCAAUACUUAGUAGCUCAAUCAUGUAAAUCCCCAGCCUAGCGUUGUUGUUCACCUGGUGGUCUUAAAGUCCAGUAAUGGCUGUUCAAUCUUACACAACAGUUAGACAGCUAAUAAUGAUCUUGCUUGACGAGUUUAUUACAUAGAGUAAGCACACAAAAAUUGCUGAAUGUAUAAAGACACCAUGUGUGCUAUUGAGGCACAUUAGAAUCCCUCACAUCUGACCCUGACAGAACUGGACCGUGGUCAGAACGGAAAAAAGUUGGAUAAUCCUAGGAAAAAAAUAUUUGACCAUAAACACACAUGCAGUAUGCUUAAUUUAUGAACAAACACUCCAAUAAAUGAGACAUUUUUAUUUUUGUGAGGCCUUUUGUGUUCAAUGAUCACAUCGUCAGAAUCAUUGUUAUUGUGCAAAGCCGAGGAAGAAGAAACCACAAGUGACAACGUAGUGAGUUAUUCUGCUGCUAAAGACGCCUUUGGUUGCGGUGCUGAAAUACAUCGAGCAACAUCUAAACGAAACCCUGAUGGAUGUAUUAUGGGCAAAAAGUGGAGGGACGGGCAAAAAUCUAUUACUGAAUUCUUUAAAUAAGGUACUGUACAUACAUUAAGAUUUUAUUCAUGUUUUCAUUUAAUUUAAAACUGUAAAUGUUUGAUAUGUAUUCAGCAACAUACGAAUGCUGGUAUUUACAAGUACAAUAAAGUUGUUCGCUUAUUGUAGUACACUGCAUACAUGUAGUUUUUUUACCUGGGAAAGUCGUUUUUGCUCCUUCCGAUAUCAGACUUUUGGCCGUUCAGAUCAUGGCUAGGUCUUGUCAUGGUCGGAUAUGAGAGGUUCUAGUAUAUGACAAUUGCCUUAAAAAUAUAAGAACACUUCCAUUAGAACUUAAAAAUAAGUGGAAAACUGAAUAGGUCGAGAAGACAACUUGACAAGGACACGGGUAGAGAAUAACAUAAAAUGAAAAUUAAAAUGUUCCAGUUCAACUUUUCCAGGUUGAUCAAUUAUUGCUGAUAGUUUUUACUGGCAAGAUUAUGUUUUAGAGUACUUAUGAAAAUAUUAGUUUAAUAAAAAAAGUAUAUGACAAACUUUUAAAUUGUAAACUCAACAAAUAAAUCAGUUAAAAUUGAUCUAACUAAUGGAAUCUGCAAAUAAAAAUUAGUAAUAUAGAAACUGUACAAUAAAACAGAAAACGAAGAUGAUGAAGAGGGGUCAGAAAUACUAACAUAUAAAACUAUAUACGAGUAACUUGGUAAUAUAUUUCAGUUGAUAAAUCAUACAUCAACAGACCACCAAUAACAAAACAAAAAGAUGCUACUUAAUCUGCAGGAGUUUAUGGAAAUAGUCCCUCUAUUAUUAAUUGACAUUGAGUGGGCUAGCUGUGUGGUGCCACUAAAGUCACUAUAAUCCUAGAGCCGACUCACUACUCAUUUACCAGUUGUGCCUCACAGUUGCUAAGCUCAGUUCUUCAGUGAUAUUCUUCUCAGAAACACUAAACACUAAGUUAUAUAUAUUCUUAUUAUAUAUAUAUAUACAUAAUAGUGGUCUCCCCUGAUUCAUAGCUUGACUCCUGGCAGCCCUCUACAUAUACACAAUCAUCUUCAUCUCUAGUAUAUAUACAUAUAAGAGUGUAACAGAACCAAUCCUGAUUAUGUAAUCUAGAAUAGACUGAUUACCGUAAAUUUAUUAAAAACUGUCAUAUAAUCAUUCCAUAAGGUAACAAAAAUAUUUUAAAUACAUAAAUGUUAACAUUUUAAAUGAUAACAUUUUAAGUUUACAUACUCUUAUAUAAUACACUCAUAAUACCUAAUAUAAAUGGAAAUGUUAAAAGAAUAAGAAUAAAACUGAUUGGUGCUACCAACAUAAUUUUCCAGUAAACAGUUACACAAUUUGUUACUUAAGAAAGAAUUUAAUUUAUACAUCUAUUUGUUUGAAAAUGAACUAAAAUUAGUCAAAUGUCUUUAAAAUCAUUCUUAAUAAAUACUUCUAAAUUAUACAAAAUAAAUAUUAUCCAACAAAAUUAUAGUUAAAUAAUGUAUUAAUAUAUUAUACUUAAAAUAUAUUUAUUUCUUUUCACAAUAGUUGUAGUAACAAACAGGUAUAUCAACCAACUAAAAUUUUAUAUCAGGUGAAAGCACUUGUUAUGUAAUCAGUUACAAUGUACUGGUACAUGACUAUCUUUGUUAAUCACUACAACAAAGAUAAGUGUGUUUGUAUGUAUAGUGCCACAGCAACCAUUCACACUUUUAUUCCAGCUACUCUAGCACUGUUUUUGAAAAUAUAGGAUUUUGCUAAAAAUUAUUACAACAUGUUAACAAUAAAUAAAAUUCAGAACCAAAUUGAAAGAAUUCUUAGUAGACAUGUUAUUACUGUAUAAAUUAUUAUUUGUGUGAUAACUUUUAAUUAGGUUCAAUAUUAUUUGUAGUUAUUUCAUACUUUAUUUUCAUUUGUUUUAUUGUUGUAUUUGAUAUUGAUAGUUCUACAUAUUUUCUAGCAUUGCUGGUAUGUAAAUAUGUUUUAUUAUUUUAAAGAGAUUUAUAGGAAUUACUUUGAAGACAUACAAAUGUUGUAGAAAAAUGUAAACAUGUACUUGAUAAAUGUAAGUAUUUAAUAUGUUAUGUGAAGAUUUAUAUUUACAAAAAUUACAAAGUAACAUGUUUUAAGAAAGCAA
Homalodisca vitripennis (glassy-winged sharpshooter) is the source of this 4729-nucleotide messenger RNA. RefSeq lists its product as uncharacterized. Bases 65 to 859 code for a protein of 264 amino acids. The transcript has 2 exons. The record is from RefSeq and is a predicted model, not a curated record. NCBI's taxonomy places the organism in Eukaryota, Metazoa, Arthropoda, Insecta, Hemiptera, Cicadellidae.